GACCUGGGCUCCAUCUCAACUACUGUCCCCAAGUCCAUGGCCAACUCUCUGUGGGAUACCAGGGUCAUUUCCUAUGCAGGGUGUGCUACACAACUCUUUCUGUUUGUCUUUUUAGCUUCAGCAGAGUUUUAUCUCCUCACCGUCAUGUCCUACGACCGCUACGUUGCCAUCUGCAAACCCCUGCACUACGGGACCCUCCUGGGCAGCAGAGCUUGUGUCCACAUGGCAGCAGCUGCCUGGGCCACUGGGUUCCUCUAUUCUCUGCUGCACACGACCGAUACAUUUUCACUGCCCCUGUGCAAGGGCAAUGCCCUGGGCCAGUUCUUCUGUGAAAUCCCCCAGAUCCUCAAGCUCUCCUGCUCACACUCCUACCUCAGGGAACUUGGGCUUCUUGUGUUUAGUGCCUGUUUAGUUUUCAUGUGUUUUGUGUUCAUCAUCCUGUCCUAUGUGCAGAUCUUGAGGGCCGUGCUGAGGAUCCCCUCUGAGCAGGGACGGCACAAAGCCUUUUCCACCUGCCUCCCUCACCUGGCCGUGGUCUCCCUGUUUGUCAGCACUGCCAUGUUUGCCCACCUGAAACCCUCAUCCAUCUCUUCCCCAUCCCUGAACCUGGUGGUGUCUGUUCUGUACUCAGUGGUUCCUCCAGGGAAGUCGUGCUUGACCAACCUCAUUGACUUUUAUGAAGACAUAACGAUGUGGAUACAUGGUGACGAAACAGUGGAUGUGGUCUACCUUGACUUCAGUAAAGACUUUGACACAGUCUCCCACAGCAUCCUCACAGCUAAACUGGGGGAGUGUGGUCUGGACGAUCGGAUAGUGAGGUGUACUGUGAACUGGCUGAAGGGAAGAAGCCAGAGGGUCGUGGUCAAUGGGGCAGAGUCCAGUUGA
Molecule: messenger RNA, 885 nt
Organism: Columba livia (rock pigeon)
Lineage: Eukaryota; Metazoa; Chordata; Aves; Columbiformes; Columbidae
Product: olfactory receptor 14J1-like
Exons: 2
Biological process (GO): G protein-coupled receptor signaling pathway
Cellular component (GO): membrane
Molecular function (GO): odorant binding; G protein-coupled receptor activity; olfactory receptor activity
Source: RefSeq, a predicted model, not a curated record